GACCGGCCUCUGGCGGGUCUCUCCUCCAACUUGGCCCAGCAGACCCCUCAGGGGACACCAAUGGCCAACCACAGAUUCAGUUCCGUGUCCGAGGAAGAACCCUGCUGCAACAUUUCCAAGAAAACCCAGAUCUGUCUCUGCGUCUUUUUUGGUCUCCUGAUCGCGGUGAUCAUCGCGGUGCCGGUCGGAAUCUUGAUGUGGCGCCCUCCGCCCAAGCAGUGGAAGGGGGAGGGCACCACUGCCCAUUUGUACGAGAUCCUCCUGGGACGGUGCUACACCUACACUCAAAUCGUGCGACCUGAGCUGGGACAUAAAGACUGCCAAAAGAUAGGGAAGGCAUUCACAAAGGCAUUUCUUAUGAAGGAUCCUUGCAGCAGCACAGAACAGGACUAUCAGCUGCUAAUGGAGCUGACAGAUGAAGCUGUCCCUUGUGACAAGACCCUUUUCUGGAGCAAAUCCAGCGAGCUGGCGCAUGACUACACGCGGGUCCGGCGGGACAUGUUCACGCUGGAGGACACACUGCUGGGCUACAUGGCGGACGGCCUCAAGUGGUGUGGAGACCCAGGCUCUUCUGAAAUGAACUAUCACUCUUGUCCCGACUGGAGGGAAGACUGCAGCAACAACCCUUUUUCUGUAUUCUGGAACACGGUGUCCAAAAGGUUUGCAGAAGAUGCCUGUGGUGUGGUCCAUGUGGUGCUCAAUGGGUCCAUCAGUAACACCUUUGAUGAAAGAAGCACUUUUGGACGUGUGGAAGUCUUUAAUUUGCAUCCGGAGAAGGUUAAUAGACUAGAGGCCUGGGUGAUGCAUGACAUUGGAAGUGUUCACAGUGACUCAUGCUCAAGUUCCUCCGUAAAUGAUCUGAAACAGAUUCUAAAGAGAAGGAAUAUUACAUUUUCCUGCCAGAAUAAUUACGGGCCUAUCAGGCUUCUUCAGUGUGUGAAAAAUCCUGGGGAUUCAUCUUGCUGAUCUUACAUAUGAGCCAAUCAGCACGGUCAUUUCAG
Messenger RNA from Neomonachus schauinslandi (Hawaiian monk seal), 1001 nucleotides. It is a transcript of the gene CD38, whose product is annotated as CD38 molecule. The coding region runs from base 61 to 966 and encodes 301 amino acids. Gene Ontology annotation, molecular function: NAD+ nucleosidase activity; phosphorus-oxygen lyase activity. Gene Ontology annotation, biological process: positive regulation of B cell proliferation. The record is from RefSeq and is a predicted model, not a curated record. NCBI's taxonomy places the organism in Eukaryota, Metazoa, Chordata, Mammalia, Carnivora, Phocidae. Gene Ontology annotation, cellular component: plasma membrane. The transcript is spliced from 8 exons.